Messenger RNA from Harmonia axyridis, 1761 nucleotides. Its product is annotated as solute carrier family 25 member 44. The transcript has 5 exons. Bases 208 to 1209 code for a protein of 333 amino acids. The record is from RefSeq and is a predicted model, not a curated record. Gene Ontology annotation, molecular function: branched-chain amino acid transmembrane transporter activity. Lineage: Eukaryota; Metazoa; Arthropoda; Insecta; Coleoptera; Coccinellidae. Gene Ontology annotation, biological process: branched-chain amino acid catabolic process. Gene Ontology annotation, cellular component: mitochondrion.
UGUGAAUUGUGGUUUAUUCAUCGUUAAUCUAUGGAUUUAUUCAUCAUUCGUUUUUUACAACUUUUAUGAUAUUUUAAAAACACAAGUCUUUUGAAAAUUUUUAGGAAUACCUUGGCGUUAUUUGGCAUAAAAGAUAAACGAAAAUUAUUGAAACAAUGGCUUAUGACUAAUUAUGGUUGGUAACUACCUAUAGAUUAAUACAUACUGAUGAAGACUGUGGUUGAGGCAACCAUGGGGGAAAAACUUCCCCCUGGCUUUAUUAUAAGGUCUAUAGAAUGGGAUAUGAUGGAUAAAGUAAAGUUCUUACCCUUAUCGAUGUUGAGUUCAUUUUCUGUCCGUUGUGCAUUAUAUCCUUUAACAUUAAUUAAAACAAGGCUACAAGUACAAAAACAUAAUGCUUUAUAUAAUGGUAUGAUCGAUGCAUAUAUUAAAAUUUACAAAGGCGAAGGCUUCUCUGGGUUAUAUAGAGGUUUUUGGCUUUCUUCACUCCAAAUUUUUAGUGGAGGAUUGUAUUUAACAAUAUAUGAAGAUAUGAGACAAAUUCUUGCUAAGCAAGAUAUUUUGAAUUCUAAGAUGAGAUCAUUUGUUGCUGGUGCAGCAGCAAGUGUUGUAGGUCAAUCAAUUGUUGUACCAUUUGAUGUUUUGAGCCAGCACUUGAUGAUGCUGGGUGUACAAAAUAAUGUGAAGAAUAAGGGUUUAAAAGAUAAGUUCAAUCCAUUGAAUAUUGAUGCAUCACCAGGUAGAAGCAAAUUUGUGAUAACUAUGGAUGUUGUUAGACAGAUAUUGAAAGUAGAUGGAAUUCCUGGGUUUUAUAGAGGUUAUUUUGCUAGUUUAUCUGUUUAUGUUCCUAAUUCCUCAUUAUGGUGGGGAUUUUAUCAACUUUAUCAAGAUCAACUUUUUGCCAUAGCACCAGUAUGGGUAUCUCAACUGUUUAUUCAAACGACAUCAGGUAUGUUAGGAGGUUUCACCACAGUUAUUAUCACCAAUCCAUUGGAUAUUGUGAGGACAAGAAUGCAAGUUACAAGGUUAGACUCAUGGUCACUAGCGUUUAGAGGCUUAUGGAAAGAAGAAGGCUUGAGAAUGUUCGCAAAAGGUUUGAGUGCUAGGCUGUUGCAAUCUGCAUCAUACAGUUUUGGUAUAAUUUUGGGAUAUGAAACAAUAAAACGUAUAUCAGUUAAGGAAGAAUAUAAAGAAUAUGUAAGGUGGUAGUGGAUUAAAAAGAAAAUUUGAGAAGCUGAUAAAUUAGAGUUGUUAUGGUUGAUGACUGUUAUCUACUUGUUUAUUGACCACUUUUAGAAAAUUAUUAAAAAGUAGUCAAGUACCUCAAACAUGAAAAUUGAAAAUUUUCAAUACUAGUUGUACUAUUAUAUCUAAUUUUGGCAGCAAGUUUAAAAGUUGAAUUUCGCCAAUUUCAUUAUUUUUUAGUUUUAUAUCCAAAGCAGUACAAAGUGUCACUAUUUAUAUAUAAUUUUCUGGUACAUUCUGUAAAGUGUUUAUUUAAAGACUAAGAUUCUUACAAUUUUGUAGAACUAAACAUUUAAUUUGUUCGUACCAGAACCUUCUUCAUUUUGUCAGUUUUGAGUGGAGUUGAAUAUUGAGGACCUACAGAAUUAGAUUUAUGAUUAUUAUAUUGAUGAGAUUUUUUUCCAUAUAUAAAAAAUAGCAAUAAAUUUUAGUAAUUUUCUCUUUUGAUCAGGUCCAAGAGCUUUUAUUUUAGAACACAAAUAGUGACUAGAAAGAGAAUAAAUAAUAUCAAACAUU